Messenger RNA from Heteronotia binoei (common prickly gecko), 825 nucleotides. RefSeq names its product mamu class II histocompatibility antigen, DR alpha chain-like. Gene Ontology annotation, molecular function: MHC class II protein complex binding. Gene Ontology annotation, biological process: positive regulation of T cell activation; peptide antigen assembly with MHC class II protein complex; immunoglobulin production involved in immunoglobulin-mediated immune response. The transcript has 3 exons. The record is from RefSeq and is a predicted model, not a curated record. Gene Ontology annotation, cellular component: MHC class II protein complex; membrane. The coding region runs from base 1 to 825 and encodes 274 amino acids. Lineage: Eukaryota; Metazoa; Chordata; Lepidosauria; Squamata; Gekkonidae.
AUGACCGCCAGAGGUCCGUUCCAGCUCUAUGAUCCUAUGAAAUCUGGCCCAUGUGAAGGGCGGGGAGGCCCAGAGCAUGGCUCAAUCUCUCCGUCUCCCUCUCCACCCCUCCCUCUCCCCCUCUCUCUCCUUACAGCGGAGGAGGUGCUGUCACAGGUGGCCUUUGUGCAGCGGAGCCUGACCUCGGAGCAGGGGCCCAGCGAGUUCAUGUUCGACUUUGACGGCGACGAGAUCUUCCACGUGGACCUGGACCACAAGGUGACCGUCUGGCGCCUCCCCCAGUUCUCGGAGUUCACCAGCUUCCAAGCGGAGGGUGCCCAGGGCAACAUCGCGGUGCUCCGCUCCAACCUCGACAUCCUCAUGCGGCGGUCCAACAACACCCCGGUGGAGAACGUGGCGCCGAAGGUGAUGGUGUACCCGGAAAAGCCGGUGGUGCUGGAGGAACCCAAUGUGCUUAUCUGCCGGGCUAACGGGUUCUCGCCCCCCGUAAUCCGCAUGACCUGGAUGAAGAACGGGGAGGAGGUGAAGGCCACGGAGGAGACGGACUUCUACCCCAACAUCGACAACUCUUUCCGCAAGUUCUCCUACCUGACCUUCGUCCCCAAAGCCGAGGACAUCUAUUACUGCCAGGUGGACCACUGGGGCCUUGCCCAGCCCCUCACCAAGGAGUGGAAUGCCAACAUGCCGGAGCCCCUCCCAGAGACGGCGGAGAACGUGGUGUGUGGCCUCGGCCUGGCCGUGGGCAUCGUGGGCAUCAUCGUGGGCACCGUCCUCGUCAUCAAGAGCCGGCAGAAGGAGGGCAACUUCCGCCGGGGGCCCAUGUGA